Didymodactylos carnosus is the source of this 866-nucleotide messenger RNA. Lineage: Eukaryota; Metazoa; Rotifera; Eurotatoria; Philodinida; Philodinidae. The record is from the annotation of a GenBank genome assembly.
AUGCCAUCAGUUCCGGACGACGACACUCCUGCUAUUGUUCUAGACAAUGGAUCGGGUAUGGUAAAAGCGGGUUUCUCAGGCGAGGAUGCGCCUCGCGCUGUGUUUCCUGCACUUGUUGGACGAGCUCAUUAUAGUUGCAUUAUGCCUGGGAUGGGACAGAAAGAUGCUUAUAUAGGGGACGAAGCUUUAGCAAAAAAAGGAAUACUAACAAUAAAAUAUCCCAUUGAACAUGGAAUUGUCACAAACUGGGAUGACAUGGAAAAAAUCUGGCAUCAUACAUUUUACAAUGAAUUGCGUAUUGCACCCGAAGAACAUCCCGUAUUAUUAACCGAAGCACCGUUGAAUCCAAAAGCAAAUCGAGAAAAAAUGACUCAGAUUAUGUUUGAAACAUUCAAUACACCAGCAAUGUACGUUGCAAUCCAAGCUGUUUUAUCACUAUACUCUAGUGGACGUACUACUGGCGUUGUUUUGGACAGCGGCGAUGGCGUCACACAUACAGUUCCUAUCUACGAAGGCUAUGCAUUACCUCAUGCCGUCACUCGGUUGGAUUUAGCUGGGCGUGAUCUAACAGAUUGGAUGGUUCGUUUAUUAACCGAACGAGGAUAUUCGUUCGUUUCAACAGCUGAACGUGAAAUCGUGCGUGAUCUAAAAGAAAAGCUAUGCUAUGUUGCUCUAGAACAUGAACAAGAAUUGAACAGAUCAAUGACAUCAGCAUCAAUUGAAAAGACAUAUGAAUUACCGGAUGGACAGAUAAUUACAAUUGGAAAUGAACGUUUUCGAUGUCCAGAGACGUUAUUUUCUCCGGCAUUGAUUGGUCUGGAACAGCCAGGCAUCCAUGAAAUGCUGUAUAACACUAUUAUGAAAUG